AAAAAGAAAAGUUCGAACAAAAUUAUCCACCGCGAAGCCCCCGGUUCUGGAAACUGCGACCCAACAACCAACCUCCCUCCCUCUCCAAGCAGCCGCAACGCUCACCAGAACCCAAACACGCCAUCACCGCCGUCACACCAAACGCAGCAAAGCAGAGCAGAGGGCGAAGGGUCGACAUCGGAUCGACAUGAUCCUCGUGGCGGUCAUGGCGGAGCUGCUGGAGGAGUACACGGCGGCGGUGGCGCGCGCCCUGGAGCGGCUGCUGUCCGCGGCGCCGCUGCGCAUCCUGCCGCGCCGCGUGCGGUUCGUCGUCCUCCGCACCCUCCCCUUCGCCUCCCCCUCGCCGCCCGUGCCGCCGCCGCCCCCGCACGCCGUCCCCGUUCUGCUCGCGCGCUGAUCAUGGGCGGAUCCAGCUCAGCUCAUGCUCUGAGCUCUGAACUCAAGUGAAGUGAGGCUGCUUCUUGUACAUACUCCGGUCCGGUUACUGGCCCGAUAACAUGGUUAGCUAAAAGAAAGUACUCUGCUUCUGAUGUUUGGCUGUCCUAGAGAUGUUGGGGUACCUUGUAAUUUCUUGCCUGUUCUUUGACCUUGCGGAGUAGUCAGUCAUGGCUCAACUGGUGAUGAGAUAUGUAAAUUUCUGUAUAUUCCAGCUUGUCGCUUUCAGAUGUAUUUCGAUCUGUAGACUGUUGAUUUGGAACAAAAAUUCCGAAAGAGUCGAUCAA
Triticum urartu is the source of this 722-nucleotide messenger RNA. RefSeq lists its product as uncharacterized. The record is from RefSeq and is a predicted model, not a curated record. Lineage: Eukaryota; Viridiplantae; Streptophyta; Magnoliopsida; Poales; Poaceae.